AUGUCUAUUCAGAGGAAGCUUUAUGGUAUUGAGAGAGAUCUCGGCGCAAUUGAGACCAAACUUAUAAAUCUACAAGAAGAGGCAAAAAAGCUGGCAGAUGAAAAUCCAGAUCGGUCCCAGGAUGUUUUUGAUGGAUUAAUUGAGAUCAACAAUGUCUGGCAAGAGCUGCACAAGGCACUGCAGAAUCAAGAGGACUCCCUGGGGGAGAGCAGUAAGCUUCAAAAGUUUUUGGUUGAUUUAUUUGACUUUGAGACAUGGCUGUACAGAGCCCAGCAGGCCACAGCUUCAGAAGACACACCAAGCUCCUUAACAGAAGCAGAAGCACUGUACAAUAAUCACCUUGCUCUUAAAGACGAUAUAGAACGCCACGAGUCUGAUUUCCGUGAAGUUGUAGACACAGGAAAAAAUGUAACCAGUGGACAAUCUGACCCUCAAUAUCAGCAACUUGCAGAGCGGGUUAAAGAUAUAGAAGUGGGAUGGGAUGCCCUCCAUAAGAUGUGGAGCAGCAGAGAACACUUUCUCUCACAGUGUCUAGCAUUUCAGUGGUUCUUGAAAGAUUCCAAACAGUCUGAAGCCAUUUUGAGCAAUCAGGAAUACACUCUUGCUUACACCGAAUUACCCAAUACAUUACAAGCUUCACAAAAUAGACUGAAGAAACAUGACGAUUUCUUAGCUACCAUGGAAAACAAUGAAGAGAAGAUUACUGGAACUAUUGAAAAUGCAAAAAGAUUAGACGGUGACAAAAACCUUUUUUCGGAUAAGGCUUUGGACAAAGCAGCCUCAGUUCAUAAAAGAUAUGCAGAGAAUGUGAAUAAAGCUAAAGAGGUGUCUGCUCUACUAAAGGACCAUGUCGAUCUUCAGGAUUUCCUGGAAAACUGUGAUGAGUUAACAAUCUGGAUCAAUGAAAAAAUGUUAACUGCUCAAGAUACAUCCUAUGAAGCAGCUCGUAAUUUGCACAGUAAGUGGCUGAAACACCAAGCUUUUGAAGCUGAAAUAGAGUCCAACAAAGACAGAUUGGAGAACAUUGACAAGAAAGGAAACACGUUGGCACAGGAGAAACCACAGUUUGCCCCAACAGUCUCUGAAAAACUCCAUGGGUUACAUGAGCAAUGGGAUGAGCUGGAGACAACUACCCUACAGAAAGAACAGACUCUAUUUGAUGCCCAUCGCUCUGAGCUGUAUGAGCAAAGGUUCGCAGAUAUUGCUAAGUGGAUUAAAGACAUGGAGCAGCAAGUAGAAUCUGAUGACUAUGGAAAAGACCUGACCAGUGUCAACAUCCUUCUCAGUGAACACAAGAGAAUAGAAGAUCAAAUAGAUCACAAAGCAAAAGAAAUGGAUGAGGUUGUACCAGAUGUACCUUCAACUGCUGGAGACAAAGAACUUGAUGAAAAGGAACAAAAUAUCAAAAUGCGUUUCCUACAGCUUCAAGAACCAAUGCAGGAAAGAAAAAGAAAGCUACACUCUUCGAAGCAAGUACACCAGCUACACCGGGAUUUGGCAGAUGAAAUUCUCUGGAUUCAGGAAAGAAUGCCACUUGCAGAAUCCAAAGAUUACGGAAACAAUCUUCAGAUGGUGCAAAUGCUUUUGAAGAAGAAUCAAACUUUGCAGAAAGAAAUUGCAGGUCAUAAACCAAGAGUAGAUUAUGUUAUCAAUAGGGCAGAGACUAUGGAAGGUGACCCAGAAAUCAACCCUCAGCCAAUCAAAAAGCUGCGUGAAUCGCUACAAGAUCAAUGGAAUUACUUGCAGACCGCGACAGUGAAUAGGGAGAAAUCCCUUAACCAAUCAAAUGAGGCUGAACAGUAUUAUGUGGAUGCCAAAGAAGCAGAGGCUUGGAUUGAUGAACAACAGCUUUACAUGAUUGGGGAUGAAAAAUCAAAGGAUGAGGAGGAUGAAGAAAGUGUGGUGUUAAUGUUGAAGAAGCACCUAAUUUUACAACAAGGCAUUGAACAGUAUGGAAAAAAUAUCAAGGAUUUGGCAGAGCAAUCUCAGAAACUGCUGGCCUUGGAUCAUCCUGAUGGUGAACAGAUAAUCCGACACCAGGACAAUCUAGAGAAGCAGUAUACAGCCCUGAGAGACAUGGCAGAUGAACGAAGGCGGAAUUUGGACAAUACCUAUCAUAUGUUUCAACUGAGGCGUGAAGUGGAGGACUUGGAACAAUGGAUCGCAGAGAGAGACAUCAAAGCCUCAUCCCAAGAAAUGGGACAAGAUUUAGACCAUGUGACGGAGCUCCGAGAUAAAUUUCGUGAUUUUGCCAAAGAGACAGGAAUAACUGGACAAGAGCGGAUUGACAAUGUGAAUAUCCUGAUUGAAGAACUGAUUGACGCUGGCCAUUCUGAGGCUGCGGCCAUUGCAGAAUGGAAGGACAACCUGAAUGAAAGCUGGGCAGACCUGCUGGAGCUGAUUGACACUCGUGUACAGCUGUUGUCAGCCUCUUAUGAUCUCCACAAGUUCUUCUAUGAUGGCACAGAGAUCCUGAGCCUGAUCGAGGAAAAGCACAAAGAGCUACCAGAGGAGUUGGGUGGUGAUGUACAUACAGCACAGUCUCUGCACAGAGUACAUACAGCCUUUGAGAGGGAUUUCCAUUUUAUUGGGUCACAGGUUCAGGCAUUCCAGGAGACUGCAGCACGUCUGUACUCUGCCUAUGCAGGAGAUCAGGCUACAGAUAUACAGAAGAAGGAGAAGGAGGUGACAGAAGCCUGGAAAUCUCUGCUGGAUGCCAGUGAUGGUAGGCGAACAGAGUUGGUUAGCGCAGCCGAGAAGUUCCGCUUCUUUAGCAUGGUUCGUGAUUUGUUGCUCUGGAUGGAAAACAUUAUUCGGCAAAUUGAAACCCAGGAAAAGCCAAGAGAUGUGUCAUCUGUGGAAUUACUGAUAAAAUAUCACCAGGAUCUGAGAGCUGAAAUAGAGGCCAGGAACACAAGUUAUUCCAGCUGUGUUGGCCUUGGAGAAAUAUUACUAGCUCGGAAUCACCCAGAUUCAGAAGAGAUAAAAGAAAAACUUGAACAACUAGCAGAAAGAAGAGCUGAAAUGCUGGAUAGGUGGGAAAAGCGCUGGGACUGGCUACGAGUAUUGUUGGAAGUUUGUCAGUUUGCAAGAGAUGCCUCCAUGGCAGAAGCCUGGCUAAUAGCAAAGGAACCUUACUUGUACACCACACACGUGGGAAAUAGUAUGGACGAUGUGGAAAAGUUAUUAAAAAAAACAUGAAGCCUUUGAGAAAUCCACAGUAACAUGGGAAGAGAGAUUUGCAGCCCUGGAAAGGCUUACCACGCUGGAAUUACUGGAGAUACGAAAAUAUCAAGAAGCUGCAAUGCAACAAAUGGCUCAUGCAGCUGAAGCUGAAACAAGAGAGGUUCAAGUGGAAAUACAUGCUGAACCAAAAGAUGAAAGAGAAUACUUAGAACCUCAUGCUAGACAAGUAGAUGAGCAGCCUAUGGAGGUAGCAGAAGCAGAAGGCGCUGAUGGCAUUGAUGCACCAGGCACACAGGGAGUCAUUCAAGAGACCCAUAUCAUGGAGGAGUGGAAGAUCACAACAGAGGAACACGAGACAGAUCCUAUGGAACAAGCUGAGCACAGUGCAUUGCAUCCCACAGUUAUUGUAACAGAAGAAAUUUCAACUCUACCAGCAAGUUUGCCUAGUUCUUCCACUAUCCAAAUUCAAGGAUAUUUAUUGAGAAAGCAUGAUCUAGAUGGAACACUCAAAAAGGCCCAGAACAGAACAUGGAGUAAUGUCUACUGCGUGUUGAAGAACAAUGAUGUCUUUUUCUACAAAGACGCUAAGAACUUUGCUAUGAAUGAGCCUCUACAAGGUGAAGAGGGACUAUUCCUAGGCAGCGCAUCCUGUGAGGCUGUAGCAGAUUAUAAGAAGAAAAAGCAUGUCUUUAGGCUCAGAUUAAGUGAUGGCAAUGAAUGGCUUUUCCAGGCAAAGGAUGAGGCUGAACGACAAGCUUGGGUUGACAACAUCAGAAUUUCCAUUGCGGAGACAUCCGAUCAAAAGCCAAAGUCUAAAAGCCUACCUCUCCCAUCCACUUCCACAGAGGGCAAACCAGAGAAGAAGGAAAAAAGAUUCAGCCUAUUCCCAUCAAAAAAAAGCACCUAA
Staurois parvus is the source of this 4093-nucleotide messenger RNA. NCBI's taxonomy places the organism in Eukaryota, Metazoa, Chordata, Amphibia, Anura, Ranidae. The record is from the annotation of a GenBank genome assembly.